AUGACAGAAUGGUGGGUUAAAUAUAAAGGAACAAUUCCAAGCGCAGGGCUUAGCUUCCCUGAAGACGACUGACUUGAUCUCCGCUCAAGUGCAGGCUAUAAGCUUCAUACAUAUAGAUAUCCUGCCAAUAACCCUCGGGCUCUUAUCUUUAUUUUCCACUGUCUGCAUUCAGCUACCAGCUCAUAUUCACAUUUUGCAAAAAAAUUCGCUGAACAAGAAUUCGCAGUUUUUGGCUUUGACCAGCCUGGCCACGGUAGAAGUGAAGGUCCUAAAGGCAAUAUACGAGAUUUUGACGAUUUAGUUAACAACGGAAUUGAAUUUAUAUCAAAAACCAAAGAGCAUUACCCUGAUGAAACGCCCGCUUUCAUUAUUGGAGAAAGUAUGGGUGGGACUAUUUGUAUUGAUAUAGCAUUAAGGAUCCCUACAAUGAUAAAUGGGAUGAUUUUACUAGCCCCAGCCUUAGGUGUAAAUCCAGACCUUGCCCCGUUUUUAGUGAAAUUAGUCAGAUGCUUCGCAUGGUGUUGGUCAGGAAUGCCACUUAAAGGGACUGACCCUAAUUUAGCCUGCAGUAACCCUAUAAAUGCUCAGUGGUGGGAAGAAAACCCUGAUACUUAUUUUGGGCGGCUUAAUGCUGGGACUGGUGCUGCCCUUUUAAGAGGAUUUGAAGAGGUCCAAGAUCAGAUCGGAAACGUUACUACACCCUUUAUCCUUUUUCAAGGUGGGCAUGAUGCCAUUGUAAAUGAGCAACAAGCAAGAGAAUUUGUGAAAAAUUCAAAAGUGGAGGAUAAGGAGUAUGCAUUUUAUAAAGAAAUGUAUCACGCUGUUUCUAAUGAGCCACAAGUUUAUGAAAUUAUAGAUAGAAUUUUAGAAUGGAUACAAGAAAGGGUAUAA
Blepharisma stoltei is the source of this 891-nucleotide messenger RNA. Lineage: Eukaryota; Ciliophora; Heterotrichea; Heterotrichida; Blepharismidae. The record is from the annotation of a GenBank genome assembly.